AUGGGUGAAGCAGAAACAUUGGAACUUCCCAUUACAAAGGUACAAUGGGGUUUACGAGGGUCUCAAAUUUUUUUUGCUUUUCUUUCAAUGUGUUGCAUAGCUGCCGAAAUCGCUUGGGAUAAUAAGGUUUUGACUAAUAUGGGUAGUUCAAUUCUUUCAAAUAUCCACUUAUUUAUCAUUGUCUUGUCGAUGUUUGCAGCGGCCAUUUGUGUUGGUAUUCCUUAUGCUUAUCUAAAUUAUGGCAAAUUUCAAUCUGCAUAUAGAGCAUUAAGAUUACCCAGGAUAGAAUUUGUCCAUACUGCAAUAUGGUCUAUUCUUAUACUUAUAGUGUCAAUAGCAUUGAGCGUGGAAUUAGGUUUUAGGGUUUGUGAUCCCGCUUCACCACACUGGUAUAGCGAUAAGUUAAAUGCUACUGCAUUUAGAAACGAGACUACUUUUGUCAAUGGUUUAGCAAGCAAUUGCAGAACAGCGCGUGCUGGUCUUGCAUUCGGUUGGUUUGCACUUGGUGCUUGGUUAGCUUCUCUUGCUGUAGUAGGAAAGGAAUGGUAUGAUGGUAGACGUCAACCUUUACCCAAACACGAUCAACAUCGGGACGAAGUUACUAUUAACACUAAUUCUUCACGUUCGUCAUUUGAACCGGCUGGAACUCAACCACAAUAUCAAGAACAACUUCAAAUGCAGAAUAUAACUAGUCAACCUUAUUCUCAACCUUAUUCUCAACCUUAUCCUCAUCAAGUGUCUUAUAGCACACCUCAAACGAUUCAUACACCGAUGUCAGGACACUAUCCUCCAUCACAAGGUUAA
Dentiscutata heterogama is the source of this 804-nucleotide messenger RNA. Lineage: Eukaryota; Fungi; Glomeromycota; Glomeromycetes; Diversisporales; Gigasporaceae. The record is from the annotation of a GenBank genome assembly.